AUGGACUAUUUAAGGUCAAUCUUAGAAAUGUUUCGCGUGGCACGUUGGUUGGGAAUAGCUGGUUCAAGUAAAUAUUACUGGAAACUUUGGGGCGUGGCAAUGAUAUUCGUUUUAACAGUUGUAGAAAUUGGUGCGAUAUGGAAAGUAAUAAAAGCGCUCGCAGGCUGGGCGACGAGCACGUCAGGGCACAUGUGGCACAUUAAUUCUAUGGCAUUCAACUCGCAGUGGUACGAUGAAAGUCUAUCCACUUCGUGUCCAUGCGCCUCAAGCAAUUGA
Messenger RNA from Parnassius apollo (apollo), 276 nucleotides. NCBI's taxonomy places the organism in Eukaryota, Metazoa, Arthropoda, Insecta, Lepidoptera, Papilionidae. The record is from the annotation of a GenBank genome assembly.